Haliotis rufescens (red abalone) is the source of this 3777-nucleotide messenger RNA. RefSeq lists its product as uncharacterized. The record is from RefSeq and is a predicted model, not a curated record. The transcript is spliced from 2 exons. Lineage: Eukaryota; Metazoa; Mollusca; Gastropoda; Lepetellida; Haliotidae. The coding region runs from base 349 to 1518 and encodes 389 amino acids.
GACUCCCACAGCUUGUGUAAAUGUACGCGCACCUUUCAGCGAUUGCAUCCGCUCCCGUCCCCGAUCGGUAUGGAUUUCUUGAGGGAACCAUAUACAGCUAAAUCACGUGACUAAUAGCAAUCGUUAAUGCGCAGUUAGGUUAUCACUGAAGCACUCUGAAUAGGAGAUGUUUCCCACAUGAACACAAGACACCACGCCACGGCAGUCGUACACAGGGUCCAGCAAGGCGUUCAUGUUUCGGAAGCGACGCGUGUUACUGGGUCACGAUUUCCUGCAGUUUGAAGGGAAUCGUGUUGGCUGGGAUUCUACCGUCAGCAUCAAUAUUAGGUAAUAAUUCGAGACACAAGAAUGCAUCUCAGCUUCCAACGCUGCUGGCAACGUACUGUAGUUUUCAUUUUCUCGUUGGUUCUUAUAGCCCUCGUCUACUCAUAUAUAAUCAAGGGAACUCUAAGUGAAAAUACAUUUCAAGUCUUGACCGGAAAAGUACAAGUUUCUUAUGGGUAUAAUGACAGUGCUUCAGUAACACAAACCCCUCCUGAGGAAUAUUUCGUCAGGCCUCGGUGGGAAAAAAAAUAUUUCAUCUAUGACUGUGCCAACGGUAACUGUGGUGGUCUAGGGGACAGACAGGAAGGAAUUGUCGGUGCUUUCAUUAUUUCACAAAUGUUAAGCCGGAAGUUCAAAGUGAACAUGCUGGUUCCAUGUGAUAUCGGAAAUUUCCUCCAAUCAAACCAAGUUGAUUGGAUUCUACAAAGUUCUGAAAUUAGUGGCAUCAAAAGUAGCAAAUACACCCGAAUUGACGCUGAUGCAUUUCAGCUACGAGAUAAAAUUGCAAAAUCUCUUGAUUUAGAGAAAGAAUUUCCUUCCGAUGUCACACAUUUUACUGUUAAUCAAGAAAUGGUUAACUAUCUAAAGUUACAUCCACUAUUUAAGUCUCUUCGGUGGGCACAUAAUCAGACAACAACUGACAUAUACAAUAUUGUUUUACGACGGUUGUUUAGAAUGAAACCUGAAAUCCAGAAAAGGUUUGAUCUUUAUCAAUCUUCAGCCCGUAGCAACGGGAGGAAACUCGUGUGUGCUCAUGUGCGUGUGAGGGGGAAUCCUACAAUUCCAAAUGAUUGGUAUACUCCCACACCCUUGAACGUUAGUGUGGUGUGGAACUUCCUCCGCCAGUAUAACAACAGCGCCCUCUAUCGGAUGUUCGUAGCUACAGACUCCCAGAAAGUGCGACAGGACGCCAAGAGGCUGUUUCCAGAUGUCAUCCAAGAUUUGGAAGGGAAUAUAGUUCAUGUUGAUCGUGACAAUCAUGCAAAAGAUUACGCAUGCGCGGGGUUUGGUAAAGUGAUCCUUGAUCAACAAACGAUGUCAUCAUGUGACGUAUUCCUUAUGACAGACAGCGGACUUGGCCGAAUCGCAUCCAUGAUGCGAGGAACAGAUAAAGACCUGUACUGUAUGGCUAGCAAUUCCGCCUACAAAAAGUGCUCUUUUAGCGAUAAAGGUUUCUUUCCACAGUUCUGGUAGGUGUGCGAUAGGUGCCAGUAUGUACAUAAGCCUGGUGUCUGCUGUAGGACACUGUGUGGAAGCCCGCACUGAAUCCUGUUCAGAAUAGGUCCCAAAUCACACAUGUCUGUCGUAAGAGCCUGAUGAUUGUAAUAUCAAUAUCUGGCCCAGACUAUAUUGCUUACAGGCCGUCGUACGUGAUAUUGGUAGAAUACUAGUAUUAUUGCCAGUGAAGUUAAACACUUAAUAAACAACAAACUGUAUCUACAUCCAAGAGCAACUACCGGAGAUCGGAAGGUCGGUGGUUCGAUGAUCUGGCCGUGCCAUACUAACAGACGUUAAUAGAUGGUACAUGUUGUUACCCUGCCUGACUUCGGAAAUUGGGGAUUAAAACAAGGACUGAUCCGCGCGGACUAGCCUGUCUGAGUAGGGUGUCAUGUUAAACUGUGGCAUGGUAUCACAACGGACUAGCACCAUCAACCUGGCCAAAUUCCUGACUUGUACAAGCAUCCACAUACAUUGCCCUUUAUAAGUGCAAUGAUCUUGAACACAAUGAAACCAUACUGAUGUAUAAAUAUAAAGUAUCAGUGCAGUAUCUGAGAAUUUAAGCCAAUACUGCAGUAUCUGCAGAGUAUGCCAAAACGGAAGCAGCCCUGUCACCAUCUUUCUCCCGUUAUUUGACAAUCAAUCCUUCACAGUUCUGCAGGAUAAUGAUUUGGCCGGAUCUACUCCUCAACCCCUCAAAAGCCUACGUCUCAGCCAUAUUCUAAACAAUAGAGGACCCCUUCAACAGUCUUUAGGUUUUAUUCGCGUUGAAAUGGAUAUAAAAAAUAAUAGCACAUUUUUCAGUAAAGGAUAUGGAAAUGUAUUGAUGAAACGGGCCAUUACAUAUGAUAUAAAAUUCUAAUAUCUAAUUACAGCACCAAGGUUUAUUGAAAAACUGGCUUCGAGGGAGACUGAAAACUCAUUAUUCCUGAACAAUAUACGUAUAAGCGAUAAUGUUAGUCAGGAAAAGAGAAAUCAAUCAUUGUCAGUAGACUUUGAAAAGGCUUUCAACACAUUCUAUACGGAAUUUAUGAGCAGAUUUUAAAAAAAAGAAAAGCAUUUUGACCAUAUAACAUAAAAAGGAUAUCGGAUAGUGCAACCUCAUGCAUUGCACAGAAGGGCAAUUUGUCUUCGUGUUUUCAUCAUUAAAGAGGAUGUAGACAAGGAGACCCGGUAACUCCAUAUUUAUUGCUGCUUGCGAUCUUCAUUUUCGGAAGUAUGCUCAGAAACAAAAUAUAUAUUAAAGCAUGAAGCUAGACAAUUUAGCCCAUACGUUGAAAAAGAAGAAAGUUAACCUUAAUUCGCUGAAUAACUGGCAUCAAAUCUAUAUAAAAUGUGAACUCCAAGAGAAUAACCAUUCUCGAGUAUCCAACGAAACAGAUUCCAUUGGGCGUGAAAGGCAAUAUAGUUGUGAGUGAGUAUGGUUUUACGCCGCUUUUAGCAAUAUUCCAGCAAUGUCACGGCAGGGGAAACCAGAAAUGGGCUUCACACAUUUUACCCAUGUGGGGAAUGGAACCAGGGUCUUAGAAGUGAAGAGUGAACUCUUUAAGCAUUAGGCUACUCCACCGCCAUUAAAUAACGGUGACAAACCCUUGCAUUGUUCAGUGCCCAUUCCCCUGAAAGGACAACCAAAAUAUCUAAUAUUAGAAAAAAAUGCAUUUACUGGAACAAAAGACACAAUUUAAUUAUCAUUUGCUUUACCAGACAUGGGAAGACAAAAUAGCUGCCACGUUAACUACACUUGCUUAUGAUAACGAGAGAAUUUGUCCAAGACGUUGAACUUUAAGUUUCAGAUGUAUCGAUGGUCUGAUAACGUUCAAUAACAGCCAACUAGCAAAUUCCCUUCUACUGAUUUACACAUGGAAGACUAUAAGAGGUCAGUGAAAGUGACCCAACUGUUUUGUGCUCAGGUCUAUGAAUAAGGAUUAUCCAAGUUUCAAAGGAUGCAUAAAAGUGUCAAAAAUCUAUCCACAAGACCGUGCGACAAGAGGGAUGACAUCAGGUUUCCGGUAGUCAUCUUUGCCUUGAUGUUGAACUCUAUUUCAGCAACAUCAGCCUUUGAUGUCCACAUGUCCCAACUUUUCAGGUAUAAUCGAAGAUGCCCUUGCUAUGAGGUGAGGUGAAAUUGGGUUUAACGUCGCGUCCAAGAUUAUUGCACUUAUAUAGCGACGUGCAUGCACGUGUUUGCGUGGCUGCUUGAAAUAGUCCGGACUGAUGCCGAUUAAUAGUGCUAGC